AUGAACCUCAGUCAGUUUGAGAAGGUGGAGAUCUGUACAGAGCCCCCUGUGAAGAGCUCCUGUUCUACGUCUGCUCCAUCAAUUCCAGCUCCCCUGGCAUUCCCAGGGAGGAGGACACCUGAUGGAGGCCUCAAACAUGGUUUCAGUUUGUUUGAUGUUGUGUGGUAUCUGAGCAACAACGUGGAGGAAGUGAUUCUCCGCUCGUCCUCCUUCUUCAUUGAGCUGAAGAACGGUCGCCCAACGGAGCUCUGCUACACCAGCGUCACCGAGCAUGAGGCGCUCUAUCUGGACAAAGUUGUCAUCACACUGGAGGUCCUAAAUUCUCGUCUACAGGAAGCCGAUGAUUCAGUGAAGUCACUGCUGCAGGACACAUUGCAACACUACAAAAACAUAACUGGCAGAACCAAGACCUCCAGACCCUCUGGACCCACCCCAGGGUGGCUUCGUGACUCCCUUCAGUCUUUCCAUUCAGUGGUUCUGGAGGAUCCAAUCUAUUGGCUGGUGGCUCUGUGGGCCCGGGCCUCCCUCCACAGCUUGGCCAGAGAGCACCUGGUGCCUACGUCUGUUAACAAUACCUUCUACCAAGAGUGGAGAGAGGACAGUCAGAAGGAUGUCGAGUGGACCCAAAGGUUCAAAAACGUGUUGGAGAAACACCAGAAUAAAAUGCAUGUGCAGGACGCCAUCAAGAUCUUCAGAGAGCACAUGAUGAACCAGAAGAGAUUCUACAUGGCUGUAGACUGCAAUCCUUUAAACGGGUGAUGAAGAGGAGGGAAAGCAGGGCCGGGGGGGAGCUGGUGAAGAUGAGUCAUGCUGGUUACAGGUCAUUUAGCUUGAUUUAUUUUUACAGUUCAGCUGCUAAGACAUGAGACAAGCUCUCAGUCUCUCUAUUUUUAGUAUUUUUGCGGAAUAGAAACAACAAUUUCUUGAAACAAAGAUUGUCACUGACAAAUGUUUGAAGAGGUCAGUUUGAAUGAAUCUUCUUGUUUGUGGAGCUGGGUGUAUUUAAGUUUAAAAAAAAAGUAAAUAAAUGUAAGUAUGAGGUUUCAUUUUUGUGUUUUUCUUUUCUGUUUCUGUCAAGUUCACAGUUUGUUAACGACCAGGAGUUCAGCUCAUUAAAAACAGUGUUAAACAGUU
Lates calcarifer (barramundi perch) is the source of this 1134-nucleotide messenger RNA. RefSeq lists its product as uncharacterized. The record is from RefSeq and is a predicted model, not a curated record. The transcript is spliced from 8 exons. NCBI's taxonomy places the organism in Eukaryota, Metazoa, Chordata, Actinopteri, Centropomidae. Bases 1 to 759 code for a protein of 252 amino acids.